Messenger RNA from Crotalus tigris (Tiger rattlesnake), 1603 nucleotides. RefSeq names its product mas-related G-protein coupled receptor member H-like. The transcript has 4 exons. Gene Ontology annotation, biological process: G protein-coupled receptor signaling pathway. Bases 404 to 1561 code for a protein of 385 amino acids. The record is from RefSeq and is a predicted model, not a curated record. Gene Ontology annotation, cellular component: membrane. Gene Ontology annotation, molecular function: G protein-coupled receptor activity. Lineage: Eukaryota; Metazoa; Chordata; Lepidosauria; Squamata; Viperidae.
ACACAUGCUAAUCAAUAUCAAUACCAGCAUUGUUCAAUCUUCUAAUGAACCUCACAACUUAUAGAAAGACAUAAAGCUAUUUAUCCAUCCAUCCAUCCAUCCAUCCAUCCAUCCAUCCAUCCAUCCAUCCAUUAAAUUGGCUUUAAUUUUCAUUUAAUAAUUUCAAAAAUAACUCAUGUUUGCAAACAAAGGAUGAAACAGGUUUCGGAUUCACUUUUAUGGGUUUUCUCAGUCUUACAGAAGAUAUAAACAGGGCUGAGUUUUGGUUCUCCUUCCAAAUUAUGAUUACGAUUUCACAAAACAUUUCUAGAGAACACCCUCCCUUCCCAUGACUAUUGCAAAAUGUUAAGGAUGUUCCUCUUUUCUUUUCUGAUGCUGAAUAAAUUCUGCGUGCUCACAUCAAAUGCAGACCAAACUGGAUUCAUCAAAGAAAUCUAGCUUUCUGAACUGCUUCAGAUUCUCAAAGAGAUCUAUUCUUGUGCAUCACCACCAGUGUCCUGGACUGUCCUCCUUAACCACUGAUCUGAAUUUAUCCAAACGGACAAAGAACAAAUUUUGCAGAAUGAGAGAUGAAUUUCUUUCCUUCAAAGAUGAUGAGGACUAUAGUGGAAGUGGUGACAUCUAUAAUAGUGGAUAUGAACACCAAGAUAAGUACGAGGGCUGGGCUAAAUAUUUUGGAACGGCGGGUGAUGAAUUAACACGAAACAUUAUCAAUAUCUUCAUCGCCAUGAUCUGCACUCUAGGCCUGGUGGGCAAUGGGGCGACAAUUUAUGUCCUGCUCUACUCCAUUAAGAGGAAUUCUUUUACCACUUACAUCCUGAACCUUUCCAUCGCUGAUUUCGGGGUCCUCACCUCCCUUGUUAUUGCCAUUAUAUUUGUGACGGUUCUAACGCUGCAGAAAGAAUUUGACCUUCUGUUUGUCUUUUUCUUGGUAUUUUUCGAGUUCUUUUCCUUCGCCUAUUCCGCCAGCCAGUUCCUCCUGACCGCCAUCAGCCUGGAUAGAUGUGUGGCCGUCUUCUUCCCACUCUGGCAUCGCUACCAUCGUCCGCCGUAUUUGCCCACCCUGGUUUGUGGCUUCAUCUGGAUCCUGUCCUUCCUGCUCUCUGCGGCGCACUUCAUUCUGCACUGGAGCUGGAACUUUGAACGUUCCCCCUUCCUUUAUCAGCUUGCUGUGAAUGGUUUACUUUGUACGCCUCUCAUGAUUGUGUCCACCGUGACCCUCUGGAUUCACAUGAAGUGGUCUAAACGACAACGCAAUCAAAGGAAGCUGCUCACCACCAUUUUGCUGGUUCUUCUUUGCUUCCUCCUUUUUUCUCUCCCAAUGAAUGUCUUUUGUGUUGUUGACUAUUUUGAUUCCUAUAAUCUCCUGCUCAUGACCAUCGGGAUGGGAUGCGCCGCUCUUAACAGCAGCAUCAACCCCCUCCUUUAUUUCUUAGUCGGGAGGAAGCAGAGACAAAAGGACCAGCCCAGAACAUCUUACAAGGUUGCUCUGGAAAAUGUCUUCAGGGAUGAGCAAGGAAGCCCAGAAGCCCAGGAAACUAAGACAGAAGACCAGUUGUGAAGAACCACUAUCACUGUAUAGUCAUUUUUUUUAAAAAAAAAA